UGGGAAUGCCUCUUCUGGUGGGGCCUCGUGCACAAGAUUGCUGUUGAUUUUCACAUCAAGCUAUCUCUGAGCUGUGCCGGGGAACCAAGUGUGAGAAGGACCUGCCGGUUUCCUUGACACCUGCUGGAGAUGCCGGAGGGCCCAUCCUUAAGGAAGUUCCAGCUGCUGACCUCCCCUUUUGUGGGACAAGUGGUGGCCAAGGUGGGGGGAAGCAGCCGGAAGAUCAGUGUGAAUGCCCUCAAUGCCCUGAGGCUCCAGGACUCCCAGGUUCAUGGGAAGAACUUGUACCUGGCUUUUGUGGCAGCUGAAGGUCCCUUAGGACCAACUGCAGAAGAGGCAGCGCUGCAAAGAGAGACUGAUAGUGGGGCAAGUUCUGCCCAGGGAGGGCACAAACAGGUUUGUGCUCCACAGACGCAUCCCCAAGAUGAGGAGCUGCAACUCCAGCACUCAGGAUCUGAAGGCACAGAUGCAGCAGAUUGUCCAAGCAACUGGUUGUGCUUCCACUUUGGCUUGUUUGGCAGCGUUCGGGCAAAUGAGUUCUCAAGAGCGAACAAAGCCAAUAAGAGGGGUGACUGGAAGGACCCUGUACCCAGACUGGUUCUGCACUUUGAGAGCGGAGGCUUCCUUGCUUUCUACAACUGCCGAAUGCACUGGUGCUCGUCUCCAAGGGCUGACCCUGCUUCUGACAUCCUGUCUGUGGAGUUCCACCGUGGCCGGGCGCUGGAUGCCCUCCACUCACCUGACCCCAUCUGCUACACCCUCUUAGACCAAAGAUAUUUCUCAGGGCUGGGGAACAUCAUUAAGAAUGAGAUCUUGUACCUGGCCAAGAUCCAUCCGUUAACACCAGGCUCUCUCUUGGAGCUCUCAGAUCUGGAGCGUCUGCUUGACUGUGCCAUUCAGUUCAGCUCUGACUGGCUGCACAGCAAGUUGCAUGACAAAAGGCUGCACCCUCAGAUCUACCAGAAGAAGCAGUGUCCCCUCGGGCAUGCAGUGAUGAAAGCAACCCUUGGACCCUCAGGUGGCUUUAAAAGACUUACGUGGUGGUGUCCUCAGUGCCAGCCUGCGGUGCUGUCAGGGGAUGGGGAUCCUUCCCUCGUCACCGAGUGA
Athene cunicularia (burrowing owl) is the source of this 1107-nucleotide messenger RNA. RefSeq names its product nei like DNA glycosylase 2 (gene NEIL2). Gene Ontology annotation, cellular component: nucleus. The transcript has 5 exons. Gene Ontology annotation, biological process: base-excision repair. Lineage: Eukaryota; Metazoa; Chordata; Aves; Strigiformes; Strigidae. The coding region runs from base 130 to 1107 and encodes 325 amino acids. The record is from RefSeq and is a predicted model, not a curated record. Gene Ontology annotation, molecular function: DNA N-glycosylase activity; zinc ion binding; damaged DNA binding.